Messenger RNA from Medioppia subpectinata, 2832 nucleotides. The record is from the annotation of a GenBank genome assembly. Lineage: Eukaryota; Metazoa; Arthropoda; Arachnida; Sarcoptiformes; Oppiidae.
AUGAUGUUGUCUCCUCUAAACGAAACAAUUGGUGAUUUCGUGGUGAGAAGAGUGGUGAGGAAAGCGUAUCCGUCGGUCGAGCCGUCCGUAUCACGAAUGUUGUCUCUUAGGAUCGUUUCGUGUCGAUCGAUACGUAGAAUAUCUGCUUCGAUAGAUGUGACACAUUGUGAACAAAGCGGUUCCGAUGAAACACUUCACACAAACACUUCUAAGAGUCUCGAUGUAUGUGUUUCUGAGAGCCGUAUCGAUCGGAUGCGAAAAUUGUUGUCAUCACCGCUAUUGAGACGAAAACCUAAUCUUCACAAAACUAUAGCCCAAAGCUCACAAUCUGAGCAUAAAGUGUUUGGUGUAGCCCUCCAUGUGUUGACUUCAUCCUCAACUCAUAAAUCAAAUGACGAACCAUUCAUUCCUUUCGUUAUGAAGCGUUUGUGUCAUUUCAUUGAAGACUCCGGAGGUCUCUUACAGGAGGGCCUCUUUCGCAUCAGUGGUAACGCAAAAAUAAUCGACAAAUUGAAGCAUUCAUUUGACACAACGGGCGACGCAAACCUCGAAUGUGAGGGCGAUAUUGCCUCGGCUUCGGCUCUAUUGAAACUGUUUCUCAGAGAACUGCCGCAACCACUCAUCCCUAAUACACAACAGUUUUUGGAUGCGAUUAAAGACUACGAAACCGAUGAACAAAAAUGCGUUCAUAAUUUACGAGCUCUUGUCUCGCGAUUAAGUGACGAAAAUUACUAUACAUUGAAAUAUUUGUCGGCGUUUCUCAACAAAAUCGCUCUUCAAGAAGAAAAUCGAAUGACUUCUGCGAACUUAGGCAUUGUAUUCGCGCCCAAUAUGUUCAAAGUUAGUGUCGAUACAUAUAAAGGACUGAGAGAUCAAUCCAAAGCCAAUGAAGUCGUUUCCCUUUUCAUAAAUAAUUUUUAUGAAAUAUUUGACUCGGAUUUAGUGGACAAUGUUUUUGAGACAAUGUGUCCGCUAACUGUGCAGAUACCAGAAGUGGUCGCUAAUCAAUCCAUAAAUGAGAACAUUAAUGACAAUGAGUUUCACAUUGAAAUUCCAUCGCUUCUCUUACACAACACAACUCCAGAAAGUUUAUCUAAUCGUAAGCGUAAAGAAAGCAAAUGUUUAUCAACGGCUUCGCCAUUGCGUUCAAACUCUGAAGAAACCCUUUUUGACUCUAAAGAUUGUGACAUUCGUCGGAGCAGUAGUGAUGAAAAUGGAUUCAAUCAUGAAUUUAUUUCUGCAGUGAAUAAGUUUGAAAAUUUGAAUUUCGUCAGCACUUGGAGUCCACACCCGCCCGAAGCCAAACGCAGGGAAUUAGAGAGUGAAAGAUCUCAGGAAACCGAUGCUAAUGAGCGACAGACAUGCCAUCAAUUUAAUGAUAAUUGCGGUUUAGAUGCAAAGAUUGAUCACAAGAUAAAUGUUUUGGAAAAACAAAACUCUUUGGAUGAAUCUAAUGAUGAGCGCAAUUGUCGACCUUUACUUGAAAUAACUCCGACUGAAAAUUAUAACUUUAAAACAAUAUUCAAUAGUUCGGAGAGUAAUGAACCGAUACUAUCAGAGCAUCGGUACAGUUGGCCGCGAACUUCACAUGAGUCGGAAACUAUGGGAUCGUCCGAACAGUCAGUCAUUAAUCCGUGUAAUAAUGUCUCGCAAUUCUUGAAGAAAGCUGUUUCAUAUGAGGCCCCGCUAUCGCCGAGUGCUUACAGAACUUAUCUGAGUAACCGAAACAUUCAUUUGGACCCAACUAUACCCCCAACGCCUCCAAUCGAACAAAUCAAGAUCUUUAGGGCACCAAUACGUGACCCAAAACACAAUGAGACCAUAAACACUAGCAUCCGAUCCAUUACUAAACAAAUACAAGCCAUUAAAAAGAAGUUAAAACAUUACGAACACGAGUUUGAAAGAGAAAAAGGAUUUCGUCCGUCACUCGACCACAAAAUGAAUUGUCCAGAAAUGAGAGAAUAUGUGUUGGAAAUGAAUCAAUUGAAGAAAGAUUUAAAGGAAUUUAAAGAUGAUUUAUAUAUGGAAGUGACGGAUAAACACAAUGUAAUGGCAGACGAAGCAAAAGAAUUCAAUUGCAGUAAAUCUUUGAUUAAUAUAAGCGAAACGAUUAAAGAAAUUGAACGAACCAUUGAAGAGAAGCGCAAACUCGCAAAUCGACCCGAAAUUCUGGACCAAAUGUCGACCGAAGAGAUUAUUGAGGAGAAGCUUACACUUCAAAAGUCAUUGUUGCGAUUUGAGGCUCUUUACGGCCGACCGACUACUAAAGCUGAGCGCGAGAUUGUUAGACCUCUAUAUGACAGAUAUCGUAUUGUGAAACGAAUGGUCGCCAAAACAAUGCCAGUAAAACACGGCAGCAAAGAAUCGGCUGAAUUGCAACCCAUUUUAGAACACAUAGCAAUGGACUUCAUCUCUCCUUCACAUUCGAAAACUCAAGUCAUGGCUUGUGAUGAACACAAUGAGUCCAAUGAGUCGAAUGAGUGCAAUGAACCCAAUGAACUCACCAGUGAUUUACUUACCGGUGCUAUCGAUGACAAUGACAAUGGAUUAACCAAAAGUCCCAAAACAAGUCUUAAAGAUUCAAAGAAUAUUCAAUUUCAGUGCAAUAAUUUACAUGAGAUGUCGUUAUCAGAGCUCAACCAACUGCUGGCGGAAACACGACUCCAGAAAAGAAAUUUACGAAUAGUUUUAAGAGAUUUUGAGAACGAAUUCUUUAAAAUUAUGGGAAGAAAAGUGGAAAAAGAAGACAAAGUAAAUAUGGGAUCCGUUUAUUCCAGUUAUAAGCACACGAAAGGAAAACUGCGAUUAUUGGAAGCACUGAAGCGAAUAUGA